Paramecium tetraurelia is the source of this 403-nucleotide messenger RNA. RefSeq lists its product as uncharacterized. Lineage: Eukaryota; Ciliophora; Oligohymenophorea; Peniculida; Parameciidae. The transcript has 3 exons. The record is from RefSeq and is a predicted model, not a curated record.
AUGAUAAAGGAGAAAGUGAUUUUGAGAAGUGAAGUUUAUCAUGUGUAUUCAUCAGAGUAAUAAGAAAGAAUGAAGGUGUAUUUCGAUUUAUCAGAAAAAUAUCAAAAGUGUUUGGAACCAUGUUAAAAAUUAGUUGAGGGUGAGAUUUGCAAAAAGAAUUGUGAGAAUAUCUUCAACGAUUACACUAAAUUACUACAGCAUCGCUACGAGGGAGACAAAAAGCAAUUAAUUGACGCCAAGGUUUCCGGAUUGCCCUCUUUCGAUAGUUUCAAGAGAAAGGACAGAGGCUUCUUUUAUAAAGUUUUCGGGUUUAAUUUCAGCGAAUUCUGGGAACCUGAUCAAAGACAAAUCAAGCAAAUCUGAAUAUGCAAAACAAUAUAUAUAAAAAAAACACUUUUAAUAU